GGUGGUCGUUAAUUUAAGGGAAGGAUGAGAUCCACGUCAUCAAAUAAAGUCAUCAUUAUCUCCACAACUCAAGCUCUGAUUGGCAAUCUGGAUAUUCAUAAACCAACCAUUUGUUAACUCACCAAUCCUUAGAUAUCAAACUCCAAAUGUAGGCCCCACCUCCUUAUCUCCCAGCCGUCCGAUCCUAUUCCAUCCCACCCCAUCAUUUAGAAACUCAAACGAGCUCUCUCCUACAGUCAGCCUAUGUUCUACGAAGACGACGACCACCAACACAAACUCCGGCACUUCGGUCUGAACCUCAACUAUUACUGAACCGAAUAAAAAAGAUACGACAUCGUAUGGAGAUUCCCCUCCCGGUGGCUUCGUUGACUUCCGUUCGUGCCACGAGCUCGUCUUUCAGAAGUGGGUUGUGUUAUGAAGUUUGGGUGGGAAAGAAGGGCAGUCAAUGCCAAAACCAAGUGCGACGUGUGAAGGCGUCUGCAGGGGGAAGUGGUAGUGGUGAAAUAAAUCAGGGAGAUGGUGGAAGUAGAAAUCAUGGUGGUGGCGGUGGUGGGAGAGGAGGGGUUACGGGAAGUGUGAUGGAGGUGACCACAUUUGAUCGAGGCGGCUUUGGUGAAGCUACAGCGUCUGAGUUUGCUGUUUGGGAUAAGAUUGGCGCAGUUGUUAGACUCAGCUAUGGAAUAGGUAUAUAUGGGGCAAUGGCACUAGCAGGAAGGUUCAUAUGCUCAAUCACUGGAAUUGAUAGCAUGGGAGGUUUUCAUCCGUCUUUAGAUGCCAUUCUUGAAGGACUUGGAUAUGCAGCUCCACCAAUAAUGGCCCUUCUAUUUAUACUAGAUGAUGAAGUCGUGAAACUGUCACCUCAUGCCCGUGCCAUUAGAGAUGUGGAGGAUGAGGAGCUUCGGAGCUUCUUUUAUGGAAUGUCACCUUGGCAGUUUAUACUAAUGGUGGCUGCAAGCUCAGUGGGAGAAGAGCUUUUCUACCGAGCUGCUGUUCAGGGAGCAUUGGCUGAUAUAUUCCUAAGAGGCACUGAUUUGGUAGCAGAUGCUAGAGGAAUGGCUUCCCUGACAGGCGUGCUGCCUCCCUUUGUCCCAUUUGCUCAGGCAUUUGCAGCUGUAAUAACAGCUGCUCUAACGGGUUCUCUCUAUUAUGUUGCCACGUCUCCCAAAGAUCCUACAUACAUAAUAGCUCCAGUUUUACAAUCUCGCUCUGGUCGUGAAGAUUUGAAAAAGCUUUUUGCAGCAUGGUAUGAGAGAAGACAAAUGAAGAAGAUUUACUCCCCUCUCUUGGAAGGACUAUUGGCUCUGUACCUUGGUUUUGAAUGGAUCCAGACAAAUAAUAUUCUUGCGCCAAUUAUUACGCACGGGAUAUACUCUGCUGUAAUACUGGGACAUGGCCUAUGGAAGAUACAUGAUCACCGGAGACGGCUGCAUCAGAGAAUACAACAGCUCGAAACGGAAGUCAAAGACUCGAACAAAUUAUAAAAGUGCGAGGAAAUCUGUAUAUUACCACCAGAGCUGAUAAUUUAUUAUGUCAAAUACAAUGUAUGAUGGAAAAAAGAAAUAAAUCUUAAACUAACAGUAUAUAAGCUGAACAAGUUAUAGUUAUAGCGUGAAUAUAGAAUAAACUGGUAGUAGAUGAUAAGGUUGUACGUUUAUGUUACCGUCUGAGUGCAAUUUUGUUCGUUCAUCAUUGAAA
Molecule: messenger RNA, 1695 nt
Organism: Mangifera indica (mango)
Lineage: Eukaryota; Viridiplantae; Streptophyta; Magnoliopsida; Sapindales; Anacardiaceae
Exons: 9
Coding region: 339-1481 (380 amino acids)
Biological process (GO): CAAX-box protein processing
Cellular component (GO): membrane
Molecular function (GO): metalloendopeptidase activity
Source: RefSeq, a predicted model, not a curated record